AUGGCGACGAGACCCAAAGACAUCGAGCCCGAACAUCUUAGAUUUGAGUUCCUUCUUCGUCACGUCGACGAUGAACCGUCGAUUGCCGAUGAAUGGUCCCUCACUGAAGCCAUUCGAAGAAUCAUCCAAACCGCCGUGAAUUUUGCGGUAGUUGGCGAAGUCGACGGUGCAACCAGACUUCUCGAAGCACUUACAAGUAGAGGUUUUGAUCCGUUCAAAUACUCUGAUUCCAAUUAUCCCUUCUUGAAGCCUUGCAUGUUUUUCGCCUGGGACGCAACGUCGUCAUGGCCUUCAUGGAUUCCUGAGGAGGAACGCACAGAAGAAAAGCUUCAAGAGCUUGAGGUCGAAGGAAGAAAACACUGGCUCGAGCGAUUCAGUCAGGAAUGGACAGUCACAGAAGAUACCGCCGAAAAAGCUUUGGACAUGGCGUAUAACGGCUUAACUACGACCCUGCCAGACUACAAUGGAACACUCGCUGGACAGGUCGCACAGGCAGAAGCCAUGACCGCGAAUGCCAUGUGGUGGCGUCAAGGCAUUUUCCCCUACCCAUUUGUUCAACUGUACCGCACCGCUGGUUUGAUGAUUGCCCUGGAUAUAUAUCUGCGCCUGGGUAUUGAGGAUAAGGCCCGAGAGCUAUUCAUGAGAAUGUGCGAUCGUUUUCACGCCGAAGAACAAGUUGAACAGCUCGUCUGCUCUAGAGAGGCGUGGAAACAGAUUCUUGCCGUUCCCGAGCGACCCAUCCUGGACUUUCUCAACAUUCACGCAGCCAAGCUCCGGCCAGCCGUGACUCGUGCUUGUAAAAUGAUUGAGAGUCGCCUGGAGGGUGGACCGAGACGCCGAUAUGCAGGUCAAUCCAUUGAGAAGCUGGUCCAUGUUAUCAGCGAGAAUACGUUCAAAAACUGCCCCUACGACAGGCUGGAUGCCUAUCGUCCGCCUGGUAACCUCCGGAAUCGGCCAAAAAAUGCCGAUGGCCUACUUGAAUGGGGAUGUACCGUUGCGGGUAUACGAGCUCUGGAGGAACGGCUAGGCGUGACUCUUCCUGAAGACUAUAAAGAGUUCCUCAGCAUUACAAAUGGUCUUGAUUCAAUGUGGGAUGGCCAGAAUCUUGUAGACUACCUGGCUGGUGCCCAGUAUGUCAACUGGCAAGAGGUUGACUUCCUUGAAGGCAAUGAACUACCUGUUCUUAAAGACGGAGAGCCACUAGUAUGGACGAAAAACAUGCUAGAGUGGCCAAAGAUCGAAAAGGCUAGGUGUAUCUGUCUCUCGGGUGAUAUCAACCAUGAAGAAAGGGCUGGCCAUUUCUUCCUCAUAGGUCAGGAUCUGCUUCAACCAGCUAAAGAUUACUUCUUCAAGACAUACGAGGAAAGGAAUGACACUCAGCGUCGUGAGCUUGACCGACUUGUUCGAGAGACGUACGGGAGCAUGGAAAACUUCAGCAACCUCGAAUGGGGACUUAUUAGUUGGACUGCAUGGGACUUUACUGUUUACCCAUACAAUGGGAUCCGAGACUUCUUGGAACAGAUGGCCGAGGCGUCUUUGCGGCAGGAGAGACCUUGGCUGAAUAUGUUUGAGCCGAGAUUUAGACAGAUGGCAAACGCAUAA
Molecule: messenger RNA, 1602 nt
Organism: Fusarium subglutinans
Lineage: Eukaryota; Fungi; Ascomycota; Sordariomycetes; Hypocreales; Nectriaceae
Exons: 2
Coding region: 1-1602 (533 amino acids)
Source: RefSeq, a predicted model, not a curated record